Messenger RNA from Eimeria mitis, 5781 nucleotides. RefSeq lists its product as uncharacterized. The record is from RefSeq and is a predicted model, not a curated record. Bases 1 to 5781 code for a protein of 1926 amino acids. NCBI's taxonomy places the organism in Eukaryota, Apicomplexa, Conoidasida, Eucoccidiorida, Eimeriidae. Gene Ontology annotation, cellular component: nucleus. The transcript has 11 exons.
AUGGGGAACCCACAGCCGCAGCAGCAACAACAGUUGCAGCAGCAACAACAAGAGCAGAGACAAGGACUGCUAACGCCAACACAAGAGGAGGUCGACCCGCCGCAACGCCUCCAAAGCCCUAGAAGCAAUCCUAUGGGGCCCCCUGGCGGAGAUACCACGGCACAGGUGGAGGGCUCUCGGGGCCUUCCUGCAGACCCUCCUGCUCAAUGCCAACUUAAUGCUGGAGCAUUGGCCCUCUUUGCUCCUUCUAUCCGCACACCGCCACCCCGGCGGCAUUCCGCCAACUUGAAAGGGGACUGGAGGGGCCCUCCCCCUCCUGAGCUGUCUGGACAUACCCCGUCAACGUCAUCGAGGACCAGGCAUGCAGGGGAUCGCCGAAGUAAAGGCCCCCCACUAAUGUCUGAACAGCCAAAUCAGCUCGCAGACACAGCAACCCAGUCUUUUCACCAGGGCGCUUCCCGCAAGGCCACUAGGGGACCGCAAGGUGAACCUACUCGCCUGCUGCAGCAGCAGCGAGAGCGCAACCAAGUGCAAACGCAUCGGCAUGAGGGACAGGCAGUGGACCGUCUUCACACAGGCAGUACGACCUCUAUAGGGGAAAGGGGAGCUUCUGGAAACCCCAGCACAUCUGUGCCCUCGAUUGUCACCUCACCGCCAGACAGUUUUGUCGGGACUCCAGCACCAUCUGUACCCCAGCUGCCAGACCAAGCCUCCCCGCCCGCUACAGCUGUUGAGCAACUGCAGCAACCGUCCAACGCAAACCUUGGCGAGGUUGCUGCAGCUGCGCCUCAUCACUGUGGUGCAUUUAGAGAGGCAGAAACAGAGCUUCUCUCGAACCCCUUGCCGAGGCCCUCUGAAGAUAAGCGCCAGGGACAGCAGCAGCAGAAAGGUCCGCGGGGCCCGUCUGGAAGGACCCGCAGGGGCAGGAAGAGAAGGGAAUGUGGCGCUGGGAGAGAGCUGUCGGGUCGAAGGCCUGCUUCAGGAGACCCCGUCGGGCCAUCUGAACCCAUAAGUCAAACUGCAUUCACUAUCCUGGGGCCUGGUGAUGAUGAAUGUUGUGGUGGCCUGUCGUACUGCGGAGUCCCUCCUAAGCCACUCCAUGCAGCGCACAUCCUCGAGCUCUCACCGCUGCUGCUGGCUAAAGUGCUGCAGCUGCUACCGGUGGGAUCAGCAGCAGCAUUCGGUUCCACCUGUUGGAGAGCUCGCCGUGUGCUUCUAUCUUACUCAUGCAUUGUAUCUCUUUCGGCGCGAAACGUCUCAUCUCUUCUGUCGUUGCCUCCGGCUGCACUGAAAAGGCAACUUCCAUUCCUCUCAGGUCUUAAAAGUCUCGAAAUAGAGCUCACUUCAGCGGUCUCUCCACCAUUAUUUCUAGGUGCUGCUGCAGCAGCGGCAGCUGCUGCCGCUGCUGCCGCAGCAGGAAGUCUGCUCAGACCUACAGAUGCUGGAUACGAACAAGCGGGAAUGAAUAGCAACACCUGGAAUGAGCAAGCCCACACUCCUAGAGGGACGCGGGCGGAGAGAAGACAGCAGCAGCAGCGCGCCGCUAGUAGCAGCCGACAGCAACAGGCAGGUCAACAGGAAGGAGGGAACGAAGCCCAGAGGGACGCAACCGGUGCAAGGCUUGCUGCAAUGCCUGCACUAUCUCGUCUGUCGUGGGCAUACGGUCUCGUGCAAGGAAGGGCGCUUGAGCUCCUGCGCGUACAGCCGGCCUUCUGUGGAGCAGCAUCUGCUGCUGGGGAGGCGCAGCCUGCAGCUGGACAGCCGUCUCCACCGUCACCCUGGACAACCUACACUGCAGCAAACGCGUCACCGCUGCUCAGCUCGCUGUGUCACCUGAAAUCCCUCUCCGCGAAGCUCAAGCUUUCACCCACCGGGACCCAGGGGGACGCUCAAGCCUCUACUGAGUUGCUGCUCCUCUUGCAGAUGCUGCUGCACAGGAACGCCCACUCUCUUGUUUCAGUAAAAAUCGCAGUCGACCUCUCAGCUUCCUCACCCACUUGGCGCCACGUCCCCCCCUUGUUGCUCCCGCCUUCUCUGCCCCUUCUAAAGUCUCUGUAUAUAGACUUUCCUUUCCAAGUGACGUCAAACCUGUCGAUUUCUCUCGGAUUCUCAACCCUUUCUAUCCACUCUGCCCAGAGGCUGAUGCUAAUGAAAACGGGUACACUUUGGCGGGAGCCUACCAGUCCUGAAGGAUCUGUAUGUCCUUGUUGCUCAAGAAAGCCGUCUGGAGACAGCGAGCCUGCAGAGUCUUCUGUGGCUGACAGUGCCCACUACGGUGCCUCAAGCGAGAAUAGCUGUGCACUUCUCGAGGUCGAAGAGGCAACGCUUGAGCGCCUCAAGGAACAGCUCGGGAAGCCAGCCCCAGCUGCUCAAGCUGGAGGUAUGGGGGGAGGCAAUGAUGCUUCAGCAACAAGAAACACUGGGAACCCACAUUGUGUCCAACCUGAAGUUGUCGCGUUUCUACUUCUGAGCGAUAAUAGCGUGGCAGCUUUUCACUCUGACGGGUGUCUCUGCAUAAUUCGCGGCAAGGAAAAGCCCGCAACAGGCCCGUCAAGAAUUUUCUGUGGAAGUGGCGGCCCACUGCCGCUGACAGGCCAGGCGGUCGCCCUUCUAAGGAGAAGGGCCAUCCUCUUGAGUGAGCUGUCGGCCGUGGCCGGAAAUCCCUUCCUCUACAGGAUGAACUCUAGUGCUGUAAAUAUACCUCACGGUGAUUCUGCCCCUAACGCGCCUCUUGCCCAGCUGAACUUCACAUCUACGGAACAGCAGCAGCUGCUGCAGCAGCAGCAACCGUCGCAAGCUCAACAGCCGCAGAGAACCCCAGAAUCACUUCCGAUCGUUCCAGCUGCCCGUGGUUCAAGGCAUACACACAACAUCAGCGGGCAGGAGCAAAAUCCGCAACACGAGAAGGCGACACAGGAGCUGUUAGUCCGAGCCCUGCAGCAUCUCCUUGAAGUUGGAGCAGAAAGUCUGCAGCUCUUAGACGUCGACGGAGAAGUUCGCCACUUCUCAGUGUUGCAUGAACAACUCAAUUUUAAAUGCCUGCGUCGGCUAUCCCUUGGGUGGACGAUUACACCAGAGCUGCAGCAGCUUCUAUUUUUAUUCAGCAGCAAGAAGCUGCGGUCUUUGCAAAAGCUGAACUUCAAUGGUCCCGCCCAAAUCCAUCCGGAAGCAUAUAUACACAUUAACCGUUUCAGCAGCCCCACCAGCAGCAGCAGCUGCAAUGCCUGGGGCGAGCCAUGUGCGGCUCCUCUUGAUGAAGCAACUCUAAGGCGUAGUGCAGGGCUCAAUAACUAUGGGCUGGGCCAAAUUCAUCUCCAGCUCUACGCUCUUCUCAACUGCGGAGCAUGCAGCGUCUCACAAAUAGACUACGCACGCCAGCAGUUGCUUCAGCAACAGUUGCAGAUGCUAGGCAACUACAAAAAGAACAGAAGCAUCGUGAAAGAUAUCAAAAGUCAAAGCGAUCCGCUGUGCCUCGAGAUGGAGUAUGAAACUCUGAGUCCAGCUGAAUCCAACUUGCUUCUCCUCCUUUUGACUGCAGCAGCACCGACUGACGGGUCGAAAGAAGAGGAAACUUCCACAGAUCGAAGCCAGGACCUAGAAAAUGAGAGCUUCUUGAGCUCAGAGAUGUCGCCUCAGGCGAGCUGCAAGGAACGCCAAGGAACGCAAAAGCAGCCCGUAGACUCCUGCAGCAGCGUCACUGCGGAGUUCAAUCGGAUGUUGCUUCAGGAAGACUCAACGGGGCUGAACAAGCCUGAAACAACAAGCGGGAGCUCUUGCCGUCAUCGAGUUCAACAAGCAGGGUCCUGGCUGUGGCGUGCCAUUCCGUCCUCCUUGCGUGGUCUAGCGGGAUCUCGAGGAUGCUUCAGCGAGGCCGCUCCUUCAUCGCCUCAAGCAGAGGUUCCAGAUGCUACUCAAAGUGGGGAGAGAGUAGAAGCACAGCUUUCCUCACAGUGUGGGCGACCAGGAGACAGUGCCUCCUCUCCUGCUGGCCAGAAAUACCCUCUUGAAAACCCCUCCCAUGGCGCUGUGACGGGCGUAAUUCAUCAGCAAGACGAGCACGGCCUUCCCUCCCGCAGACGGAGACCCUCGGCAACCGCAGAAGGAAACCGAGAUUCCGCUGGCACAGAAAGAACAGCAGCAAUAGUUCCAUCUGGGGGCCCCCGCCCAAAGAGGCGGCGGCUUGUGGAGGUGCCACUGGGUGGGCCAAGAGGCGCAGCCAAAACAAAGGUCGACGCUCUUAGGAGGCACCUUGCUGCGUUUGCUCGAGAGCAUCUGCCGCUGCUAGGUGACCUCGUGUGCCCACAUCUGGAGGCUCUUGGUUCUCCCACAGGGGCCUCUAAACAGCCUCAGGAUAAAACAACCCCCCCUUUAGAGUACAUCUCGAAGGGUUCAUCCGAAACGCAGUUGAGCGUAAGACGCGCAGAGCUGCAGGUUUUGAAAGGCGUUACCUCCUUCUUGUUGGAUGCGGCGGGAGAAUACCUCGGGCCUUUGCUGGGGGAGCCUGAGAGCAGCAUCGGCACCAACAGCAGUGAUAGCAACGACAACAGCAAGGACGCCAGCAAAGGCAACAAUGUUUCCCUUGAGCGAGCCUCUGCCCGUCCAUGCCCGUUGCCUGGUCGUUGCUUCAAUCAGGCAUCCAGAAGUUCCACUUCUGGUGCUGUGGCGGCAACGCACCCUACCCACCCACUACAGCCGUUGAUUCGCGAAUUCCAGCGGCAGCAAGAGGAAGACGAUGAACUGUCUUUGUUACGUCUGCUACAACAUUCUCCUUCUCCCCGCACCAGCUGGUCCCACGGUGUUUUCUUCAAGUAUGCCUAUGUUGACCUUGACUUCGAGUGUCUUGCCACAUUUCGCAUCUGCCUUUGUCAUCACCCUCUAUUCAUCUUUUACAAAGAGCACGAGAAAGGGCUGCAUGUGCUGCACGUUGACGGGGUGUUCAACGCUGGAGCGGAUAGUGCCCAAGAGAAGACCGAGCUGUGGAGAGAGCGCCUUUCCUACAAUUACGUGUGCGACCCUGCGGUCCCUUUCGAUCAACAGCCGCAGCAACUACAGCAACAGCAGCAGCAACAGCAGCAACAGCAGCAACAGCAGCAACAGCAGCAACAGCAGCAACAGCAAGAAGAGGGACACCCGCAGCCCCAGCAAGAUAGUCUGGAGACAACUGAAACUGCCAACAUAGGCCGGCCGAUUUCAUCGCGGAGUUCUCGCAGGGGUGGAAAUAGUUCAGACGUCAGAGACGGAAACCGGUCGGAUAGACCGCCCCGUAUUCAGCUCCCUCCAGGAUCAAUAGCUGGAUCCAGGGACCCACUCUUACCGACACCCCCAACACCUCGAGAGGGUGACAUAAGGCUCUGCUCUGCAAAGGCAAGCAUCUGCCGUACGCAGCUCUUGCCCAAACGAGUAGAGGAGGAGACGCCGUCUACGUUGCUACCGCAUGUGGGGCCUCAAAUGACCGGAUAUGAUCUAUUUUGCCUGGAGAUGUGGUCGGUCUUGUCCCUGUGUCGCGAUCAAGUGUGCCCUCCCACCCUUGCGCAGUACUUGGCGGCCCUUAGACGACUUUGGGCCGAGACGCUUACACAACAGCAACGGGAUAUCUACAACAACAUUAUAACUCCCAAAUACAUUGCCCGGCGUCUAAAAGCUCCUGACCUUACAUUUGAAGCUCUUCCACCGUGGUGGCAACAGCAGCAGCAAACCCAAAGCCGCAGACGGCCUAAGGGUGCAGGUGGUGCCUCGCCUAGUAUAGGAGAUCCACCUGCUAGCUCUCCAGAAGGUCUUUAG